UUGUUUCCCUACCAUCUUCUGAAGCAUAACAACAGAAAAAAACAUGGCUGGAGAAGCACUUCUUGGCGCUGCAUUUGGAGUGCUGCUCGACCGUUUGAGUUCCCCCGAGCUCAUCAAGUUCUUCCGGGGUCGAAAGCAUGACGAAAGUCUCCUCAAGAAGCUGAAGUUGAAAUUGCUUGGACUUAAUAAGGUGCUCAAUGAUGCGGAGGACAAACAGUUCACUGAUCGAGCUGUAAAAGAAUGGCUGGAUGAGCUUAAAGAUGCCGUUUACCAUGCCGAAGACUUAGUGGAUGAGAUUGCUACUGAGGCUUUGCGGUGCAAGGUGGAAGCCGAGUACCAAAGCGGCCCAAACCAGGUACAGUCUCUGAUCUCGUCCUUCACUAAAUUAUUUGACAUUGAGAUAGAGUCCAAGUUAGAGAGGAUGAUUGAUAUAUUAGAAGAUUUCAAGAGAGAAAAAGAUGUACUUGGUUUGAGAGAAGUUGCUGGACAGAACUGUUCCCAAACCAGGUUGCCAACAACUUCUUUGGUGGAUGAAUCCUGUAUUUAUGGACGGGAGAAUGACAAGGAGGAGAUAAUGAAAUUGUUGCUCUCUGAUGGAGAAAGUAGUAAGAAGAUAGAUGUAAUUCCAAUUGUUGGGAUGGGUGGGGUGGGCAAGACCACCCUUGCUCAACUUGUGUACAACGAUGACAGAUUGUAUGGGCACUUUGUUAAGAAAGUAUGGGUAUAUGUCUCUGACGUAUUUGAUGUUUCAAGGGUCACACUGGCAAUUGUUGAGGCAGUCACUGAGAGGGCUUGUGAUACAAAGGACCCAAACUUGGUUGCGGUCAAGCUGAAGGAAUCUUUGAGUGGGAAAAAGUUUCUUAUUGUCUUGGAUGAUGUUUGGAACGAGAACUAUGACAAUUGGAACGCCUUGAGGACUCCUUUCAAAUUUGGAGAACGCGGGAGUAAGAUUAUUGUUACAACGCGCAAUGACGGUGUUGCAUCUAUAAUGCAAACAGUUCCUAUUCAUCGUUUGCAUGAAUUACCAGAGGAAAAUUGUUGGGAGUUGUUUUCCCAACAUGCAUUUGAGAAUGGAGAUUGCAAUGAACAUCCUAACCUUGAAAGGAUUGGUAGGAAAAUAGUUAGAAAAUGUAAAGGCUUGCCUUUAGCUGCAAAAACAUUGGGUGGUCUUUUGCGCUCUCAACGAGAUGUUAAGGAUUGGAAUAAUAUACUGGAAAGUGCCAUAUGGGAAUUAUCGGAGGAGAAGAGUAACAUCCUUUUAGCCUUAAGAUUGAGCUAUCAUUAUCUCCCCUCCCAUUUGAAAAGAUGUUUUGCUUUCUGUUCCAUAUACAUUAAGGAUUAUGAAUUCGACAUGAAGGAAUUAGUCUCAAUUUGGAUAGCACUAGGUUUUUUAAAGAAGCCCAAGAAUAGUAAGACAAUGGAAGAAGAAGGUUAUGAGUGCUUUCACGAAUUGCUUUCAAGGUCAUUUUUUCAAAGAUCAAAUGCUAAUGAUUCUUUGUAUGUCAUGCAUGUUCUUGUUCAUGAUUUAGCUCAAUAUGUGAUGGGAGAUUUCUGUUAUAGGCUAGAGGAUGGCAACCCGCACGGUAUUGCUGAAAAGGUGCGUUAUUUCUCGUUUGUUCAAAGUAGAUUUGGUAGCUUUGAGAAGUUCAAGGAAAUAAAAGAGGCCAAGUGUUUAAGAACUUUCCUACCAUUAAAGCGUAGAGAUAUUGGCGGAGAGCGGUUGAGCGAAAAGGCUGUGGACGAGAUUUUUUCGAGAUUGACACGCUUACGGUUGCUCUCGUUGCCAGGACAUAGGAUUAGUGAAUUGCCUCAUUCAAUUGGCAAUUUGAUACAUCUACGUUUUUUAGACCUCUCCUACAACCGAAUCAAGGAGUUGCCGGAAUCAAUUUGUACAUUGUACAAUUUAGAAACAUUGUUGUUAGUUAGAUGUGAUCUUCUUACAACAUUACCAGCAGAUCUUGUAAAACUGAUUUCAUUGCGUCAUCUUGAUUUAAGCGGAACCAACUUAAAAGAGAUGCCAGUGAAUAUAAGUAAGUUGAAAGAUCUCCAACAAUUACCUGUUUUUGUUGUAGGAAAGUGCGCAGGUCUUAAUGAGUUGGGAGAGUUUUAUUGCCUUCGGGGAACAAUCUCCAUCUCAAGAUUGCAAAAUGUAAAAAAUGGCAACUAUGCAUUGGAAGCAAAGAUGAGUGAGAAAGAGCACCUCGAAAAGCUAGCAUUGGAAUGGGACAGCACUACAGAGGAUCCACAAAUUGCAAGAGAUGUACUUCAAAAACUAAAGCCUCAUACAAACUUGAAGCACCUUGAGAUUAAAAACUAUGGAGGCACAGGAUUUCCUAUUUGGUUAGGAGAUCAAUCGUAUGACAAUAUAGUAUCGUUACGUUUGGUGAAUUGCAAGAAUUGCCUUUCCUUGCCCCCAGUUGGCCAAAUGCCCUCUUUGAAAGAGCUUUCCAUUGCAAGGAUGUCGGGAAUAACAAGCGUGGACCAUGAAUUUUAUGGAAAGAGUAGUUCUUUAAGCAAAUCGUUUCAAUCUCUCCAGACUCUACGUUUUGAGUACAUGUCGAAGUGGGUCGAUUGGCGGAUAUUAGAUGCUGGAGAGUUCCCUCGGCUUCAAAAGCUUGAGUUUAUCGAGUGUCCCAAGCUGAUUGGAGGCUUACCGAAGGUGUCUUCUCUCGUGAGACUUGAGAUAAAGGAAUGCCCAAAGCUUGUGGCUUCACUUCCGAAUACUACUUCUAUACGCGAGCUAGAGUUGAGCGAAUGCCAAGGGAUGCAGUUGCAGUGGCAGCGUGUUUCUUCUGUAGAAAAAUUGCGGAUUUCAAGCUUUUCCAGUUUGAAGAAAUUUCCAAGCGAGGUGGUAGCACUAACAAAUCUGAAGGAGCUGUAUGUAGGGCAGUGUCCAAGGCUAUACAUCUCACCAUCUGAGGAGAUGAGCCAGUGCAGUAUGUUCCUCGAAGAUUUGGCCUUGAAUCAUUGUGAGAGUCUCAAAUCCUUCCCACUAGGUUUAUUCCCAAAGCUUCGAUCUCUACGAAUUUGGUAUUGUGUAAAUUUUGAGACCCUGUUGAUUCCAGACGGGAUUGAGCUCCAAAAUCUGACAUUACUUUCCAUCGGUUAUGCCAAUAAUGUGUUAUCUUUUCCCUGCGGAGGAUUACGUGCUCCAAAUCUGUCUUAUUUAUGUGUCGAGCGUUGCGAGAAACUGAAGGCUCUGCCGGAACAAAUGCACACCCUCCUCCCAUCUAUUCAGUCAUUAGUGUUACGUUGUUGUCCAGAAAUUGAGUCUUUUCCGGAAGGAGGUCUGCCCUCCAAAUUAGGUCUUCUUGAAAUCAAUAAUUGCAAGAAACUUGUUGGUGGCCGAAGAGAUUGGGGUUUGCAAAAACUACCCUCUCUCGCACACUUGGAUCUGUUUGAAUCUGAAGAUGUGUUGGAGUCAUUCCCCGAGGAGGGGCUGCUGCCAUCCACUCUUACAUCUCUCCGUUUCGGAAAUCUGCCGAAUGUCAAAUCACUCAACUUCAGGGGCCUUCAACUUCUUAGCUCUCUCAAAUACAUGCAGAUUUGGAAGUGCCCUCAGCUCCAAUCCUUGCCAGAAGAGGGGCUUCCCACUUCCCUCUCACGGCUGGAAAUUCGGGACUGUUCAUUGCUGAAACAUCGUUGUCGCAGGGAAGAAGGAGAAGACUGGAAUAAGAUUGCUCGCAUCCCUUUUAUAGAAAUCGGCUAAGACUGGCAUAAUAUUGUUCGACAGAGAAAUCGGUGAUGAAGUAAUCAGUGAAUAAGUCUAUCAACGAUGUGCCAUGGAAAACAAAAGCUUCCCACUCAGGCGACGACCACAGCUUUCCAACGUUCUUAUUUGGUUUUCACUUUCCACAAUUUUGAAGUUAGCUUGACUGAUAACAAAUAGCUAGAGGAAUGUACAACUAUGGAGAGAAAGAAGUACCCAAGUCUCUGGCUUUUGAUAACUUUCAGUCACAAGCAGGACAUGCAUCCCUCACCAUUAUUACCAGGAAACAGUACCAUCGCAACAGCAACAGCAAAAGCUGAUCCAACGAAUCCUUAUGGGCGCAAUUACCCAGAGUCAUUGAGCUCUUCACAUCGGAAACGUUAUGGUGCUGCUGCUGCCCUUUAUCAGCCAGCACCACAGUCUCAAAUGUUUCUUCCAUCCCAAGCACCUCAAGUUCAACAGGUAUUUACAUAAUUGGUCUUAAUUCCACUAGCCGACCCCAAGUGAUUGGGACAUAAGGCUCGGUUUGGUUUGGUUUUAAUUCCACCAAGAAGUACAUAAAUGCUCAUACUAAAAGAAAGAUCUCCUAGCCGGAAUUGCAAUUCUCUACUUUGAAGCAUAUACAACUCUUAUAAAUGUUAGCCAGAACGUUUGGCGUUUACGAUGGUAAUAUCAUGAACCUGUUUUUUUAUUUUUUAUUUUUUUAUUUUUUAUUUUUAUGGUAAGCAAUAACAUGAACCUGUUGAUAGUCAACUGUUUCAAUGUUGCAUUGCGGCAUACUGAAAUUUACUCUUUAAUUAUCUUUUCUGGGAACCGGUAACCCCAAUUAUCAAACAGGACCUCCUGGUGGUGGUUCACUUGGCCCUAAUCCAUCUCAAGUAGGUCCGGUUCUAGGGGAUUUAUGUCCAUUACUAGUGCAGGAGUCCAAAGAUCUGGGAUGGGUCCGACACAGCUCUCCAGCUCUACUCAGCCAGCACAAGUUCAACCCACCAUAACUCCUGCAGACCCCCCCACCUACUGUACAGACAGUUGAUACUUCAAAUGUACCUGGUAACGGGGUUUCUUUUCCUUUUGUUUUACGUUUCGUGAUUGUUUUAGUUAGACUCAGGACUUUAGAGGUUUCAAUCCUUCCUUUUUGCAAAUGAUACACUUUCAAACAUGUCAAUGUGUGCCUUUUCAAGACCUAUGAAUGGAACCAGUUAGGUAUAAGUGCUAAAACUAUGUAAUGAUGAAAGGAUAACCUUUAAGAAAGUGCGGUUUGAAAUCUUCAUAUUUUGGAGAAAAUGAAAAAUAUACCAUAAAGAUACUGCCUCGUCUAAUGUGUGUUGCUCAUGUGUGAAAAAUGUGCUUCAGCCCAGCAAAGACCUGUCCUUAUGACCUUGACAAGUCUUUUUACUGAGACAUCAGAAACUUUGGGAGGUUCACGUGCAAAUCCAGUUAAGAAGCGGGAAAUUGAGGGAAUUCAAGGAAAAUAGGUGCCUUGUUUUGCCAAGCUUAAAAGAGGGGGACCUCUCAGAAAAUGCUGCUGGAAAGCUUGUUCAGCUUUGUCGGUCCUUGGACAACGGUGAUUUCGGUACUUCCCUUCAACUCCAGGUGCAACCUACCCCUAGUGACUGGAUGUGCAAUUUCUGGUUAGCAACACUUCAACGAAUGAUCAAGACUUGGCAACUUAUGAGAUGAAUUGGAACUGAAAACUCCACCAAGCAUUAAAAUUGGACUUUGAAAUUCUGUCAUUGUGGUGCUAUGCCCAGGAUCUGAUGCCUUUAAAUAUACAAGAACUCGCAUUGUCUGACAGGUUACCGCAGGCUUAUGGUUCCAAUUUCUUUAAAACCAGUAAACAGAUGGAAGUUCUCAAGACAUUUGUGGACUUUGCUGAUUGUUUCACGGUUAUAUUUUGUAGUGUUUAGAAAUAGUUAUGAACUAGUCAUGAUUUUUUUUGUCCACAGUUCAUACAUUAAGUUGCUUUGGGUGAUUAGCUUC
Messenger RNA from Rhododendron vialii, 5689 nucleotides. Its product is annotated as putative disease resistance RPP13-like protein 1. The transcript has 5 exons. The coding region runs from base 44 to 3709 and encodes 1221 amino acids. NCBI's taxonomy places the organism in Eukaryota, Viridiplantae, Streptophyta, Magnoliopsida, Ericales, Ericaceae. The record is from RefSeq and is a predicted model, not a curated record. Gene Ontology annotation, biological process: defense response to other organism. Gene Ontology annotation, molecular function: ADP binding; protein binding.